This is a messenger RNA of Meloidogyne enterolobii, 546 nucleotides long. NCBI's taxonomy places the organism in Eukaryota, Metazoa, Nematoda, Chromadorea, Rhabditida, Meloidogynidae. The record is from the annotation of a GenBank genome assembly.
AUGGUUUUUUCAUUAUCAACACCAAAAAAAGAAACAGAAAAAUGGAAAAAAUUAUCAAAAUCAAAUGGACUAAUCUGCUGUUGUAAUUUUAUACGUAAAAAACCAUCUAGUAUAUGUCGCUCACCAAUAUAUACAACAAGAGAAUUUUCUUUAGAUAAUUUACAAAAUCAAAUAAUUGGGGAAAAUAAUAUUAAUACAUCCUCAAAACAACGACCUAUUUCAAAUAAUGCAAAUGGGCUUUUUAAUAAAAUUAUUCCAAAUAAUUAUUUUUCUGAUGAAAUAAUAAGUAAUAGAGAAGAUUAUUUAGAUUGUGAUGAAACACCUUUAAAUGUUAGAAAAACAAAGGAGGAUUUGUUGUAUAAUACAGCAAGAACGUCUAGAACUGAAGAAUUAAUUGAAUAUCCUUCAAUGUCAAAAUUAAUUAUUAAAAUAAUUGAGAAUGAAAAAAGUGAAAAAGGAAAGAAAAUAGAUAACCAACAACUAGAAGAUAAAUUUGUUAAUUCAAUGAAUGAAGUUAGCAAAGAAUUGAAUAGACUGGACGGUUAG